Messenger RNA from Psylliodes chrysocephalus, 1583 nucleotides. The record is from the annotation of a GenBank genome assembly. Lineage: Eukaryota; Metazoa; Arthropoda; Insecta; Coleoptera; Chrysomelidae.
GGAAUGGGUGGCUCAAUGGUUUUACAGUAUGGACUUGAGAAUCUAAGGGUACGGGGUUCAAAUCCACCGUUUUUAAAAAUUUUUUCUAAUUAACUUAUUUAAUUAAACAUUAAUUCUGAAGCAGAGGUAGGAUUCCCUACCCGACCUUUCACUGAACCCUGGCAGCUGAGGCCUCAACAAAAAUCAAUAGAAAGAAGAAAAACGUCAUGUAUAAACAAAGAUGGAAACAAAAUGAUUUGUUGUUUAGAAGUCAAAAAUGUCAGGAUCCUCGCAGAGAAAAAAAGUUGUACCAAAAUCCAAACAAGCAGCAAAACAUGGAGCUCAAGAGGUGCCUAUGGAUGAACUCAAGAAUAUCAUGUUAUAUGGUCAAAUGGAAGAAGGCGAGGAUGACGGAAUGUAUGUAGAAGACGAAGUGAUACCUUCUAUUAAGGCUCCAAUACCCCACUACGAACUCGAUGAAUACAAACUAAAAGAAAUGGACCAAGAUGCCCUUUUUUCAAAAGUCGCAAAACAAACUAGUAAAGAUCAAAUACAGGUACAAGAAGUUAAAGAAGACGACAAGGGCUCCAUUUUGAUAACUGGUUUCGGUAUGAGGAACCUAAAAUCUCUGCAGGAUCUAUUAGCUGCGGAAGAAAAACGAUUGUAUGAACUGUAUCUACGUGAACAAGAGAUGCUUGCUCGUCAAGCAAAGAGGUCUCCAGAAACUACGCCACCAACUUCGAAAAAAUCCGACGACAAAGUAUCGGAAACUAUGACUGAUAAAGGAUCAGUCGGCGACGUCCGCCUUCAAUAUCUCAUGGGUUUGGAGGAGCAAGCCACAGAAGAAUUUGCGCCGGAAGAACACGUUUAUGGGCCGAGAGAAGAUUUCGAGUACAGUACGUCUGUGUGUAUGAGAAAAGCUCAGAAGUACUUAAGGGCGCACAGGAUUUUUGAUUUCUUUCAAUUUAUUAUAGCUCAGCUUUUAUCAUCAACUCCUGACAAUCCCAUACAGUUUAUUUUGGAACUGUUAAAUAAAUGUCUCCUAUAUAGAACUGGCGUAGCGAAACCUCCAACUUUAUACGAGAGGAAGCAUUUUGAACAACUCUUUUACUUAAUGGACCGCAUGAACACCGGAUAUAUAGAUAUGGAGCAAUACAGACAAGGUAUGAAAACUUUCGGCAUUUGCGCUUACAACCCAACACCUGCGGCUGAGAGCGAUGGAGUGUCGAAAGAAACGUUCAUCGAAGAGGUGGAAGAAGCUCAGCUGGCCUUAUUCGAUGACCUCAUCCAAAGAAAAGUGAUCGAGAGGAUACCAAAACCGUACGAAUUCAAACCGGUCAAAUACGACAUACCGAGGGUCAAAGUAAAAAAAUCAACCUUCUUUAUGCCCGACGAUCUGUUCAAGAGCUACAAGAAAAAGAAAGAAGAACCUAAGGAAGAGGUGGAAGGGGCGGCGGCUGAAGGUUAGACAGGGAAUGGUGUUAUUUUUUUGUAAAUAUUUUUUAAAAGGAGAGUGCAUAAAUAGAAACAUUUGGAUAUUUUAAAUAUUGGGAUAAUCAAAUUAAAGAAUCAAUUUUAACGGCUUGUUUUUCUUUAAAAGUAGG